AUGGUGCUCGUCGUCGUACGCGCCUCGGACGGAGCGGCAUUCCCAUUGUACAAACAUGACCUGCACAGCAUCACCACGUCAGUCGUAGACCUUCUGCCCCCCCGGACUAGACUACCCUACCUACCUCAGCUGACUCUGGCAUGUCCUCCACAUGGCACCCAGCCUCGAUGAGUUACGGUACAACGUCCUUUCGAACCUCCUCUCGAUCCAACCGGACCACUUGAUCUGCAUGAACGAAGAAGGCGCCCAACUGCGCGACGAGACCGUACCCCACCUCGCACUCCUAGCCGGAUCCCCCUCCACUUCAGCCGUUCUCGAGUCAUCGUCCUCGCGUUGGAGAGAAACCAAUCCGGCAUCCGCGUCGGCCUCGCGGUCGAGUCAUCUUCGAGGUUCGACUACGAGGUCGAGAUCGAGGGGUGCGGAGGAGAAGAGAAUCUAUGUGUUCGACAGGGAACAUUUGGAUGCCGAUCCAGAGGUGGUCGCGAAUGGUUUGGCCAUCACCGAACAACAGGUGCUCACGGAGGCACCUUUGGAACGUGAGUUCCCUCGUAGAACUUGCUUCUAGAAGUAAAGCUCCAAUCGACGCGAGCCGAAACAUUCUACAUCGUUCCUUUUACAGCCCAGGACCCAUUGCAUUCCCACAUCGGGCUCUCACUACACCAUCUCGAUUCGGUGCAUUCACUCAUUCACUCGAUCGCACUACAACACGCGUCCCUCCACCUCGCCCUCUCCAACCUCCAUCGCGUCAACACCGGUACGCACGCCUCCCUCCAAGUCUACCUCGAUUCGACCCAACCCAACUUGCAGACCUGGCAAGGUCUCUUGGAGAGCUGGGAGGACUCGAUGAUUGCGAUUGGCAAGGUGGGGGUCGUUUCGGCUUUAUUGGGCAAGAGGGGAACGGGCUUGGGGAGUAGUUCGGUCAAUUCGACUGCUCAAGAGAGAUAUUUGGGCGAUUACGUUAGUCGGGAUAAGAUGGGUGCCGUAAAGGAAGGGUGUAAGAGGGUGCUCGGUAAGAGUUUGCAAAGCAGAGUGGCCCCACGCGCAGGUCUGGUUACGAUGCUGACGGAGGAGGUUUGCGUCCAUCCAGAUGAUCUAGUUUCAAGAACUCAAUCUAUGCAGGCGACCGUUGAUGAUGUAUUGGCCGAAACAGCGGUCGUGCAGACCGAGUUUGAUGCGACAAGGUCAGUGGGCUUGUCCGUAGACACUUCUCUCGCCAUCUUCACUGACCUUUUUCUUGCUGCUUCAGUCGAGACAUGGAAGAUUUGGAUGCCUGUGCUCAUGAUGCUGAAAUGGGGCAUCAGCGGAUAGAAGAGCUCGUGCGAGCCAGUGAAGAAAGUGAGCUCAAUUCCGAUCCGCAUGUACCCACCCCACGUCGGCCUACUCACGCGAUCAUCAAUUCCUCCGCAGUGCAAGACCCGACCUUGACCGACCAAUGUUUCGAAGAAUUGACCGUCCUCGACUCGGAGCACCGCAAUCGCAUCCGCUUCCUCGUCCAACACAAGAACGCCAUGACUCACUACCUCCUCACCAUGAUGCAACGCAUCUCGGGCCUCCAAUCCGAUAUCGCGAUCAUGCCUUCGACGUUGGGCGAAUUGGACCAUGAUGCGAGGACCAAGACGGACAACUUCAAGCAUCUCGCGAGGUUGGAGGGGUUGAUCCCUGCUUAUGUCGCGACGAUCGUGGAGAUUGUUAGGAGGAGGGAAUACGAUGGGUUGUUGAGGACCCAUGCGAAAGGGUUCGGCGAAGCGUUGGAGGUCAUUAUCGGAGUUGAGAGGGAGCAAAGAGGGACGUAUCGCCAACGGUAUGCGGGAAAGUUGCCGUGGGAGGUCAAGGGGCUUAGCAGUGGUGGAACGACGGAGGAAGUCACCCCUUUCGUUGACCUCGGCGUUCGGCUCGGUUCGGAUGAGCAUUUACCCGAAUUGACGAGGUCCCACGUUGAGGCGUUGUUGACGACCUUGAGGCAAGUCGAAGGCGGGAUGACGGUCUCGGGCAUGAGACAUCCUAUUCGGGAAGCGAGGAUCCUCCUCGAAAGUCUCGUACAACAACUUGACGAGAUCAAGAUCGAAUUUGAGCGACUCGCGAAGGACCGUUCCCCUAUCGCGGCGAGUUCUUCAGCCGUCUUGGCUCGGACGCAAGAGGUCGAAGAGUUGAAGGGCAAGAUUCGGAGUUUGGAGGAAGCCAAGUUCGAGGCCGAGAGGGAGUUGCAGCGCGAGCGUUCGAGCCAUGAGGAAGAGGUCGUGCAGCUCAAUUUGUUGGUCGGGCAAGCGACGGCGGGGAAAGAGGCGGAUCGGGCACAGUUGGAGGUUCUGAGAGGGGAAAUGAGGAAGGAGAGGGAAGAGAGGAGGAAGGAGGUUGCGAAGUGGGAAAAGGCGGAACGGGAGGCGAGGAGGGACAAGGAAGAGGAAGCCAGGAGGGCGACGGACGAAGCGAGGAGCUUCAGAGCUAGGGAAGACGAGUUGGACCUUCUUCUGAAAGCGGCGAGGAAAGGAGAAGACGACCUCAAAGAUCGUGUUGCGGAUCUUGAUCGGAGACAUCUUAACCUUUCGUCGGAUCAUGAAGGCGUGCGGGGCGAAUUGGAUCGAGCCAAGUCGACGAUCGAGGAACUCGAAAAUGCCAUCAAGGUUUCGGAAACGACCUGCCGCGACUUGACCGUCGUCGUCGCGGAGAAGGAGAGGAAGUUGCGGGACCAGAGCAACGAGGCCGAGUUGGAUCGCGCCGUGUUGGAGAAGGAGAUGCAGGACUUGCGAGCGACGAUCGAGAGGCACCAAGUCGAGCGAGAACGUGCGGCCGCGAGGGAGUCGACGCUCGAAGAGAUCGCGAGUGGGUUGAGAGAACAGGUCGAGAGAUGGACUUCGCUGGCUGCGACGAGGGAGACCGAAUUGGUUCAGGCCAAGGGAGACGUCGAUUCCCAACGCGGGGAGCGGGAAAGGGCUUUGAUCGAGGCAAACAGGGAAUUGGCUAAAGCGACGACGGCGGCGAGAAUGGCGAUCAAGCUGGCGGCGAGGAUGAAACAAGAGACGGAGCAGGUGACUUCACUCCUCAGAUCGACAUCGGCGUCGCAAAAGGUCGAUUCGUCGCAGGAGAACGUCGACGUUGCGAAAACCGACCUCGUGGGCUCAGUAGCAGCGCCGGAUCGUGGUGUAGCGGGCACUAUGUCUGAGUCUGUCGAUUACGAGCAGGGCAAGAUCGAGGAUCUGAUCGUCGAGCUCAGCAAGAUUGACAAGAUCGACGACAACAGGGACUCCCUGACAGAUGCGGUGCGCAGCAAGAUCGAUGCGCUGUCGUCGGCGACCAAGAAAUGGAUCAAGGAGGCCAAGGCGUACCGCGAGCGAGCGCUCAAGGCUCAGACCGUCGCGGCGGACAAGAUUGCUUUCCGCAAGUGAGUGAGGCCCUCAGAGAAUUGUCGGGAUGAACAAGUGCUGACCACGGUAUGAUACUCUGACAGCUUCGCGAUCGGUGAUUUGGCGCUGUUUUUGCCCACUCGCGACUCGGCGAUCCCCGUCUGGGCCGCCUUCAACGUCAGCUGCCCUCACCAUUUCCUCUCGGCCAAGGGAACCGUCCAGGAGCAAACGCAGACGCGGACUUGGAUCGUUGCUCGCAUCACGUCCCUCACCGAACAAGUCGCCGACCUCAAGGACCCCGCCUCGAACCCUUACCUUCUCGCGCCGGGGACCAAGUUCUUCCACCUCGAAGUUGAACCGUGGAGCUCCAAGGACCUCUCGCGCUCACGUGGCAAGAGACUAUCGUCGGGCGACAAGACGUCUCGUGACAAGCGCGGAGGCUCACCUUCGACGUCCAACAACAAGCACCAGCCGAGCGGCCUCAGCUUUACGGGCCCCGAUUCGCCUUCCCAGGGCGGAUCCGUGGCUUCAACUUCGGCUGUCGUGGUGGAAGCUUCGACGCCUUCGAAACGACCUACGGCAGGUCGACGCAGUGUCUCUGAAGGUGGGCAGAGUGCGCAGUUACCUUCGAACGCGACGUCAUUGGCUCGUUCAGAGUACGCCGUGAUUGAAGAGGAGGAGGCGAUCGGUUCAACGAGUCCGACCCCGCCCUCGGGGUUGGAGCACGACGCUGCGCCAUCGACCCCAGCAGCGAUCACCGCACCUUCAGGCCUGGCCGUAUCGCUCUUUCGCUCUCGACCGCCCUCUCCAGCAAUCGUUCGGUCCGAUCCUUUCAACUCCAAUCCUUUCGCCGUCUCGUCUUCGCCACCUGUCGAUGACUCAUUCGAAGAAGGCUCGAUCGCGAUUGUUAGCCCCCGUGGCACCGAUUUCGAACCCGCCGCGACAUCGGCCGGUGCGGUGCCGGCGUUCCUCCCUUCAACGGGAAGAAAGACCCCUUCGGCAAGUGGGAGCCAGAAGAGCUCGACGACGGCCUCGACCGCAUUGACCUCGACCAAGCUCAGUCCUCGUUACGUGCGCUCCUCACCGGCUGACGGAAGGGGAUCGUCGAAACCACGACCAAUUAUCGGCGGGGUGGUUGCUGGUGGGUCUUCGAACGCCGACUCGUCCGCAACCUCACCUUCUUCGGUUCAUGGUCACCUGCCUCGCUCGGCCAGCUCGGCGAGUAGCAUCCUCUCGGCGUCGUUGCAGAGGGCCAGACCGCUAGCAUUUCCGAGCACGAGCCCUCUCGACGGGAGCAAGGCCGCCCCGACCGUCGAGAACGCCUCUUCGCAACGAUGGACAGCCAUGACCGAUAGCCUCAUUGACGCAACCUCUACUUUGCUACCCACUUCGAGUCAAGGAGAAAGUGGGUCCUCGGGGCCGUUGGGCAGCACGACGACCCCUCGAGCUCGUCGACCCUCGGAAUCUUCGUUGGCGGCUGUCGCAGCAGCCGGACGUCGGACAACCGCUACAGCACCGGCGGACUCGACGAGAAGUUCCAGGAUCGUGGGUGAGGUGCGCAAGGUACUGUCGCCAAAGUAG
Messenger RNA from Microbotryum saponariae, 4922 nucleotides. Lineage: Eukaryota; Fungi; Basidiomycota; Microbotryomycetes; Microbotryales; Microbotryaceae. The record is from the annotation of a GenBank genome assembly.